AUGCUCGGAAGAGCGGCUCGCUUCCUCCCACGUCCCUGCGUGCUUCUCCCCGCCCUUCGCUCCGCAUCCUACACCGGCGCCGCUGCCGCCGCUGCAUCCGAUGCCUCGGAAGAAGCGGCGGGCCAGGGUCAGGACCAGGCCCACGGUACUACUGCCGGCGGCGGCACCGCCGCCGCCGCGGAGGUGCUGCAGCGGUGGGGAUGCAGCGAGGAGGAGGUGGGCAGGAUCCUCGCUCGCCAGCCCUCCGUCGCCCGCAUGGACCCACUCUCUCUGCAGUGCAAGCUGCAGUCACUCCGCCGCGCAGGUUUGCAGGGGGGCGACCUCGCCCGCAUCGUCUCGUGCCGCCCGCGCUUCCUCGCCGGCCGCAUCGGCAACGGCCUCGACGCCCGCUUGGCCUUCCUGCGAACCCUCUUCCAGUCUGACGGGGAGCUGCUCCGCGCCGUGGUGCGGAACCCAUCACUGCUCAACUACGACGUGGACCGGACCAUGCGGCCCUGCGUGGAGCUCUACGAGCGCGUCGGCGUGGGGCGGCGCGAGCUGGGGCGGGUGCUGCUGAGCCGGCCGACGGCCAUCUGCCGCUCGGCGCUGGACGAGGAGAAGCGCGAGCUGAUCCGCCGCACGGGGUUACCUCGGGAGGCCGCUACAUACAAGUACGCCGUCUCCGUGCUCGCUGUGUCGCACCUGGAGACCAUCAGGGAGAAGAUGGCGAACCUGGAGAAGUUCGGCUUCUCUGCCGACGAGGUGCUGGCCCUCUUCGGCCGCACCCCCAACCUGCUCACCCUCUCCGUGGAGAAGGUACAGCGGAACAUGACCUACAUCGUGGGCACCAUGAAGCUGCCGGCUAGGGUCGUCCUCGAGCAGCCCUUCCUGGUCUUCGCCAACCUGGAGAGCGUGCUGAAGCCGCGGUUCCAGCUGGGUGGGAAGCUCGGGGAGAUGGAGCUGCAGCCGCAGGUGAGGGGCCCCCACCUGAUACGGGCGCUGAGGAUGACGGAGGCGCGCUUCCUCAAGCGUUUCAUCGACUGCCACGACAAGAAGCUGGCGGAGGAGCUGAGGGGCUUCUACCUUGGCGUGAAGGGGGUGAAGCGGCUGGCCGCCGCGUCCAAGUCCACUGCCCACAAAGGCUUCCCUUUCUAA
Messenger RNA from Spirodela intermedia, 1134 nucleotides. The record is from the annotation of a GenBank genome assembly. NCBI's taxonomy places the organism in Eukaryota, Viridiplantae, Streptophyta, Magnoliopsida, Alismatales, Araceae.